AUGCAAGUCAGGAAGCCAACACGCUGGGCCAAGCCUGCAGCCAAAGGCAUGAAGCCCAUGAUCCACCGAAAGGAGACAAGGGACGUCUUCAAAGAUGGCUUUGAAGGCUGGGUUGCUAACAAGGACAAGAACCUCGACUUUAUGGAAAAGGUAGUCCGCCAGCAAUUGCAUGGCCGAUUUCAGUUUCAGUUUGCGUCGCAGCAUUUCUUCGAUCUUGCGCCUUUGUCUUCCGACAUGGCCCGAAGAAAGAGGGAUUUCGGCACUUUCAUGAACCAUGACUACGAUGACAUGUUCUACGUUCGCAAGUACCUGGAGCCUGCGAAGUUCAAGAAGCUGGCACUCGGAAACUGGGAGAUGCCGGAGCUUGCCACUAAAGUCGUCACCAUGCGGGAGCUUGUGGAUGCAGGAGUCCAGUAUGGCCACAAGUCGAACAAGUGGAAUCCGGCCAUGCUCAAGUAUCUCUUUGCCGACAACGAUGGCACGCACAUCUUCGAUCUCGUGCAGACUGCAGCCAACCUUAACCGAGCCUGCUACUAUGUUAUGGAGGCUGCCGCCAGAGGUGCUAAGUUCAUUCUCGUCGGAACGAAGGAGCAGGCGCGCCCCAUUGUGAGGAAGUAUGGUCAGGAAGCUGGCAUUCACUACACCGACAUGAAGUUUGUUGGUGGCUUGGUGAGCAACUUCCCGACGAUCCGCAAAUCUGUGGAACUCAUGAAGAAACUGCGGGAAGAGAAGGCGCAGGGCCGAUGGAAUGUCGGAAGCGAGUUCCAGCGAUUCCGAAAUACGUGCCAGCUGGAACGUCUUACCAGGAAGUACAGUGGCGUGGAGGAGAUGACCAGCUACCCGGACAUCUGCAUCUUUGUGGACGAGGCGAAAGAGCGAAAUCCCAUUGCUGAGAUGACUCGCAUUGGUGUGCCUUGCAUUGGCAUGGUCGACUCCAACAACGAGCCGAAGUUUGUGGACAUUGCCAUUCCCAGCAACACCUCGAACUCGAAGUCCAUCGACCUGGUCAUUGGAAAGAUCUGCGAGGCCAUCCAGAAGGGACAAAUGUUUCCUGAAUUUUCCCGAGAUUGGCACUUCCAGGAGUUCCCCAAGCAGUGGGAUCCCUGGAUCAUGAGCCGUGUCCGGUGCCCAGAAAAGAAGUCCAUGGAAGGGUCCUUGAAGCUGUCGCUCUAUGUCGCCAUGGACGUCACUUGUCGCCAUGGACGUCACUUGCGCAUGCUAGCGCUCGAAGGAUCGGAUUCGCUUCCUCCGACGUCGCUCAAAGCGGCAGGGCUGGAUGAAGGCCUGUCUAGGGUUUACGGUUUAGGCUAUAUAGGGUUUAGGGUUUAG
Molecule: messenger RNA, 1329 nt
Organism: Symbiodinium natans
Lineage: Eukaryota; Dinophyceae; Suessiales; Symbiodiniaceae
Source: the annotation of a GenBank genome assembly